Molecule: messenger RNA, 4823 nt
Organism: Folsomia candida
Lineage: Eukaryota; Metazoa; Arthropoda; Collembola; Entomobryomorpha; Isotomidae
Exons: 13
Coding region: 1044-3464 (806 amino acids)
Biological process (GO): protein targeting to membrane; peptidyl-L-cysteine S-palmitoylation
Cellular component (GO): endoplasmic reticulum; Golgi apparatus
Molecular function (GO): protein-cysteine S-palmitoyltransferase activity
Source: RefSeq, a predicted model, not a curated record
UGAAAAUAAGAGAAAUUGCAAACUUGUGUGACUUGGUUUUGCGAAAUGCUCUGCUGCUGCUGGGCUGGAUGGAUUGAGCCAAAAUCCACACUUUGGAUGGGAGUAUGUGCAGAAAUUGGUUAUACUGCUCAUAUUCGUGCUCGAUAUUCAUAACACGCUCGACAUCACGGCAUCCGUAUCCAUCUCCAUUUAUUCGAUGAAUUUGCAUUGCAUUGGCGAAUGCAAGGCAAAAGAGCAAAAGUUGAGUGAAUGAUGGAAGAAGAAUUCUUCUGCACGGCAGGGCUUGCAAAAAGCACAAGUCAGAUCGAGACUAAUAUUAGUGAACAGGCAGGAAUUCGCCUGUUUUGAAAGGUUAUGGUGAAGUGAAGUGCUAUAUAUUGAAUGUAUAAAGUCAAAUGUAAAUGUCAUUUCCCACUUUUGACUUCAUCUCCCUCGCCAGAAAGUACUAUUUCCUGUCCUGUCCCACUCCCUGAUGUGUAAUAGGCUUGAAAUCAAAGUGUCGUGAUUUUAAAUGAGACCUGUCACACAGAGUAUAAUAAUAAACAAAGGGAAAGAAGACUAGUUAUUGGGUAUUAGUUGGGAACGUGAACUGAUACUUACUCAAUUGUGUUAAUUAAAUUAAAUAGCUGGAGGUGUGAAUGUGUGAGAGUGGUGAGUGGGAGUUGGUCUAUUUCUGGAGAGUGAAGUAGGAGGUUAAAGAUAGACGACAUGUAUAUAGUAGCAAAUAAUGAUGACUCGGACAAAUUGUAAUCAAGAAACCCAGAAAAGAAAUUGAUGAGAAGAGAGUAUAAAGAAAAUACAUUUAUUUCCUAACUUGUGACUGAUUUUCGACACGCACCUGCCUCAGCUGGGAUAUCGUUGGAUUGAUUUUAUGUAACGCACAACAAGUGAGUUUCUGGUUCGGUCUGUUGCUGAGAAGUUCUCCUAUCCUACGCCACUCUUACUUUCCAUAAUUUGCGUGUUACCGAAGAAAUUUUCUUGGAAAACUAAGACUAUAUUACCAAACUGAUUAAACCCUCUCUGCUGCUGUAACGGGUAUUGGAAUGGACAUGGUUCAUGGUUCCAAGACCAAGAAGAAAAUCGUACAUAGUAGGGUCUCCCAAGUUUCUGUGAGAACUUUGACUAAUCCACCUACUACUAAAUCAGCGUCAAAUGCUUAUUGUUCAGUGUGUCGAGAUAUUGGAACUUGCUCGUUUUGUGUACAAAAAAAUAAUACGAUGGAGUUAACCAACAUCGAAUUCAGUCCGUCUAAUAAGAAAGAACCAGAAUUGAGGGAAAUUAAAGUAGAAUCUCCCAACUCCCCCGUCGUAGGGGGAGAUAACAAUGGAUUCCCUCCCGAUGUACUAUCUUCUACUCCCAUGGCUGGCAAAAGCGUAGUUAUCGACGUUGAAAAUGGUACCACCAAGAAGAAGGAAGCAAUAAAAAAGGAUGCCGAUCGAAAAUGGCGAUAUUUUCCUGGAAAGAAUAGAUUUUUUUGUAACGGGAGAUUAAUUGCGGCACCAAAUAUUAGUUUUUGUCUGUGCUGUUUUCUCCUGAUUGUAGUCACGUUCACUCUUUUCAUCAUAUUUGAUGGGCCGUAUCUGGCGGACAGAUGGUCACUUGCUGUGCCAAUAUUGGGAAUCUUCAUGUUCCUUACUGUAAUUGUCAGCAUGUUGAAAACAACAUUUAGUGAUCCUGGUAUAAUUCCUCGGGCGUCGCAACAAGAAGCGGAAUACAUGGAACGAUGUUACGCCACAAAUAAUGUUGGACGGCCACCACCUCGAACCAAAGAUGUUAUCGUCAAUGGUCAAACACUUAAAGUCAAGUAUUGUUUUACUUGCAAAAUGUUUCGUCCUCCAAGAGCCUCACACUGUGGCGUAUGUGAUAAUUGUGUAGAUCGUUUCGACCACCAUUGUCCCUUCCUGGGCAACUGCAUCGGGAAAAGAAAUUAUAGGCAUUUCUACGCAUUCGUUCUUUCGCUUAGUUUUCUUUGUGUGUUCGUGCUCUCGUGUGCUACGGCUCAUCUUGUACUGGUUUCAAAAGAAAGGGGAAAUUUUCUAGACGCUCUGAAGGAGUCUCCAACUAGUGCCAUUGUGGUUGUCAUAAGCUUCUUUGGCAUGUGGACUGUUUUGGGUCUAGCCGGAUUUCAUACAUACCUAAUAUCUGUCGAACAGACUACAAAUGAGGAUAUAAAAGGCCUAUUUGGAAGGUCGGCCAUUAAAAAUCCAUUUUCUCGAGGAAAUAUUUUCCUAAAUUGUUCUUUCGUCCUUUGUGGACCUUUACAACCCAGUUUGAUAGACCCACGAGGCAAAGUUACCGACGAUUUCUUGUUAUCACUUCCGAGAAAAAAUGAUGCGACAGGAGUUCCUACGUCGUCAAUCUGCAACCGUAGCAGUUUACAUAUUCAAACAUCUAUGAAAACUGGACCACAGUGUGUGGAAGCUUCUAAUCGUUCUGGGGUCGCAAAAAGUCAAAACCAACAACAACAACAACCUACUACUUUUACUUCAGCAACAACAUCACAGCCGCAAAUGCACGCCCAAUUAAAUCAUCAAAUUUCGACAUCAGGAGCCCCGCCACCCAUAGCAAAGCAAGUCGCUGACGGGAUUACGUUAACCAGUCACUCGCCCGACAGUGGGAGUGGUCUUUUGUACACGAGUAACAGCUCAAAUAGGUCUCUCAGCAAUAUGAAUUCUGGUUCUAUGAGAAACUUGUACAACUCGAUUGAAGAAGAUCCUGCCACAACAAGUGCAGAUUCUGGUUCAGAGUCAAAUCUAAGUCAAGAAAAUCAUAAUACCAGAGUUGACUCCAAUCCUUCGAACCUACUACCUUCGUAUCAAGCAACACCAAAUGAUGAUUAUUUUGACGACCCCACUAUCUUAAACUCUUCUCAACAAUCAUUCUCCUCCUCGUCAACAAACCAGCCAUUCCGUUACGGUUACGGGUUCAUUAGUGCGGAUGCAUCAGGCCUAGAUAUCGAUGAUCCCAUCUCUGCUCAAGGAUUACGUAGAAUAGAUUUGAGCACACGUUCUAAACGUUCCCGACUAGGACAUGAUAAAAAUAAUGGGCAAAGAGACGAUUCCGCUAUUUCUCUGCCAUCAAUCUCCAACUUGUCUGGAAAUAGAAAAAAUAAAUCCUCGUCUUCUUCUGUCCACUCCCUCAAAUCACAACACCAAUUGUCAAAAGAUAUCCUAGCUCGCAAUCGUAUUGGCAGUAGUAGUGCGAACACGAGUGUUAAUGGUAAAAUUCCUACCAACAACAACAGCUCCUCCUCUUCCUCCAAGAAAUUUCAAAAUCAACCGUCAACAUCAGCUUCUAUUAAUAAUAAUCGUGUAGGUGGGUUAACAUCUUCUAAUAAGAAUCAAAAUGGACCGUCAACCUCCUCUGAUAACGGCUUUAAUGGUAACAAGUCUAGAAUUAGCAGCAGAAAACUAUCAAAGUCUACAAUGAUUGACUCACCUCUUCAUCUGGAUCCAAUUACCUAAAAAAAUACAUAAAAGAAGACGAGAGAUAUUAUGAUUGAGAACUCACCGAAUCAUGAGAAUUCAUUCCGAUCGCAUAAUUUUUGUAUUAUUUAUUUUUAUAAUGCGUACAUAAUAUAAGACAAACUGGAAGCAAAAUUUUUGUGUAUAGGAAAUAAUUUGCUCAUACAUAUUCGCAUUUUUGAAGAUUUCUCCAUUUCAACGUUUAUCACCUAAUGCAACAUUGUGUUCAAACAAAUUGGUGUGUUUUCUUUUAUCAGCAAAUUAUAUAGCAUGUAAUAACGUAACGUAUGUACAAUUAUCUCCACUACUACUGACAAUCUUUUAAACAUUUCAAACUGAAAUUAUAUACUACAUUUGGAGAUUGUUGUUUUUCAUAAUAUUCGCCUCUAUCUAUCUAUACUAUAUUUCUGUAAGUACUUUGUAGACGAGCAUUUGAGCAAUUAUGCAUAUGUGAGGUUUUUAAAUGCCAUUGACGUGUCUCAAAAGUAAUUGUUGCAAAGAAGUUCCUAUUUUUACGUAAUUUAUAUAUAUCACCGACCAAGUAACGUUGCUACAUAUUUUAGUAAUAAUAAAUAUAUCCAAGUGUCUCACUCGCUUAUGUCCGCAGCAGCAUGCAAUGUGCUUAUGUAAUGUAAGCUAAUAAGUAACUAGUUAUAUAUAUAUAUAAACAUAAUAAUACUUUAUGAAAGACUGUGUUCCGUAAGUAAACUGCACUUUUGACGUACUACUCUCAAAGUGCCGUUUUUGUCACUAAAUGCAAAAAGCCAAUCGAAAAUUACUAUUGUGACCUCGUUUCCGUUCCAAAGAAUAUUUACAAUUACAAUGAAAGAUUAAUUACCAUUUUGUUGCUGGAGUGAGUCUGGCUGGACUAUAAGAGAAAUGACUAUGAUUAUUUAGUAAUGUCACGAAAACUUUUGAAAAUUCUUCCAAAAUUGUAUGAAAAUUGUAAUCGUUUAUUUUUGUGACUCGAAUGAUGUAAAUGUUUAAGCCAAACACUCAUAAUUAUUAAUUAGAUAAUUAUGGGUAGUAUGAAGAUAUUGUGAAAUUAUCGGACUAAAACAGCGGAGGAACGAAAGAUAUUCGCCGUGAACUAUUAUUUUACUAACUAGAAAGAAACGCCACGUGGACCGCUCCGGUGUCGGUCAUUGCCAGACAGCCAAUUAAUCAAGCAUGCCAAUAAUGUUACUGGCACUUAUAAAAUAUCGUAAAAUUCAAUUGUGAUGUCGAUGAUGUAACUUUAUUUUGUAAAUUCAGGAUUAAUAAUUUUCAUUAUUAUUACGCCGCAUGUUGACGUACUCGCUAGUUUUAUUUGCCUAAAAAUAAUGGGUUAAAAUAAAAUAUUGCAAAAUAUAUAAGUGA